Messenger RNA from Xenopus tropicalis (tropical clawed frog), 490 nucleotides. RefSeq names its product intestinal mucin-like protein. Gene Ontology annotation, cellular component: extracellular region. The transcript is spliced from 4 exons. The record is from RefSeq and is a predicted model, not a curated record. Bases 16 to 456 code for a protein of 146 amino acids. Lineage: Eukaryota; Metazoa; Chordata; Amphibia; Anura; Pipidae.
GAUGAACUGCCCUCCAUGAAUGAUAACUGCACAAUGUACAAAUGCUCAUUAAUCAAUGAUCAGUUCGUCACCACUGUCUCCCAAACCUCUUGCCCCUCAUUAAAUGAAGAAGACUGUGAGCCUGGAAGCAUUCAACAUAAUGGAUGCUGUAAAACAUGUAUCCAAAAGAAGAGCUCCUGCAAGCUACAGGCAGUUGAUGAUUACUUGACCUACCAAGGGUGCACAUCAGUGACAAGGGUCAGAAUGUCUCGCUGUGAAGGAUCUUGUGGAACCUUUUCAAUGUACUCUUCUGAAGAAAAUACUAUGUCCAAAAAAUGUUCUUGCUGCCAAGAGGUUCAAACUGCAAGAAAUAAAGUCACCCUGAGGUGCCCUGAUGGAACAAUAAUUGAUCAUGAGUACAUUGAUGUGCAGGAGUGCAAGUGUACUGGCACCAAAUGUCAUGAUGGAAACGUCUAGUCUAAACAUUUAAAUCUUUCAGGAGGUAGUCUAA